This is a messenger RNA of Mytilinidion resinicola, 411 nucleotides long. RefSeq lists its product as uncharacterized. The record is from RefSeq and is a predicted model, not a curated record. The transcript is spliced from 5 exons. Lineage: Eukaryota; Fungi; Ascomycota; Dothideomycetes; Mytilinidiales; Mytilinidiaceae. Bases 1 to 411 code for a protein of 136 amino acids.
AUGAAGCUCCUCUCUCUCCCCGCAUUCACCCUCCUAUUCGCCUGGUCCUCCGCUGCUACCCUCAACACUCCACGCGGGGAAGACCCCUCCUUCGUCCUCUUCACGACCAAAACAGGCACUACUAGGCCUGACGCCUAUCCACCAGGCUCUGGAGUCUAUAUGUGCAAGGACCCGAAUUGGGGCGGGUGCGUUCAAGCCCCUUUACCCGACCUCAAGGAGCAUCCGGAAGUGUGGUGUAUUGGGAUCACAGGGAGUUGGGACAAUGCCAUCUCGGCGUUUGGUCCGGAUAAGGGGUUGUUGUGUACGAUUUGGGAUGCGUCGGCCUGUACUGGUGGAGGGUACGACAUUAGGUGGCCGGGGAUUCCGGAUUUGAGGACUGUUGGUUGGGAUGACAAGAUUUCGUCUUUCUAG